Molecule: messenger RNA, 1150 nt
Organism: Aspergillus pseudotamarii
Lineage: Eukaryota; Fungi; Ascomycota; Eurotiomycetes; Eurotiales; Aspergillaceae
Exons: 1
Coding region: 1-855 (284 amino acids)
Source: RefSeq, a predicted model, not a curated record
AUGACCUCCAACACAGGACAAGGCGACCAGAAGCCGGCAUUGGCAACUGCCAUGCUUCCACAGAACACCCCGCAGGUUAUUGGAGAUACCGCUAGAAGUCUCAAGAAGUGUACCCGAAGGGAGAUCAGGCACGGCAACGAGGGAUCUUAUAUACUGGCCACUCAAGUGCCGGCCAAGCUGGUUGACCCGUCAGCCGACGACCAUUGUCGUGUAUUUGGAUCUAAAUGCCGGGUAACCUAUGAUGCCGAAACCCGUCAGCUGAUCGCUCAAAUCCCAUGCGGGCCUCACUUAGUUGCUGCGGGAGCUUUUGGACAAGAGAUUAUGAUGCAAAGCAUCAAAAUGGGCGCACACGCGCGUUUAAUUCCGAUGGGUAAGACAACGCACAUCGAUGGAACUGUCCAAAAGGAGCCAGCAGCGUGUUUUCGCCCAAAGUUCACCCUUCUGUCCGGAAGAACUGCAAAAUGGCCAACUCUCGUCGUGGAAUGCUGUUGGUCUGAAAGUCUAGCUCACAUACAAUGGGACGCAAACCUAUGGAUAGGAAGAUCUGAGGCAGAGGUCAAAGUGGUGAUUUUAAUGUCUAUGACAAAGGACCAAGAUGCACUCGUUGUGGAAAAGUGGACUCCGGGCAACCCACCCCAGACAAGAUCUUGGACUCGGUUUUCGGCCUCCAGGGAACAGUCCGUCAGGAUCUUUCGUUAUGCGAACGGAACUGUAAAGACUGCUGGUCAUCCUCUAAUAAUUCGCUUUGAGGAGGUCUUUCUACGCCCUCCAAAGCCACCCCUCGAACAGGACUUUGAGCUCGACCAAGCAGCACUUAUCUCCAUCGCAGAAUGCGCGUGGGAUCGAUCAAUCUAGAACUAUGACCACUGGCACGGCUGGUUACCUUUUGUCCUCUACGCUUGCGUUAAGGGUUUUACUUGUCAUACCCAGAAAGGUGCCUUUGUGUUAAAGUCUAAGCGUUAUACUGGUAGCACCAUUCUACCCAAUUGCUUGGACUAGCCUUAGACAGGGCAUAAGAAAAGAAUGCCAUUUGAUUAGCGGAUAAUGGUAACCUGGGCAGAGAUCUACCGUCUCGGUUAGUAUCCGAUCCCAAGUAGUUUUUUUUUUCUUCUCUUUUCUUGUCUUUUUUUCUUAACUGCAGCUUUUUGCG